CGCCGCCCUCCGCUCUCCUCCCGCUCGCCGUUAGGGAGGCUCUGCGUCUCCGCCGCCACCGCCGCCGCCUCGCCCGCCGCCUCCGCCUUUCCCGCCUCCUCUCUCCUCAGCUCCGCCGCCUCCACCACCGGGGGCACCCGGGGGGGGGGUCGCUUUCCGGGCUGGCCCCGCGCCACAGCCGUCGCUUCAGCCUCCCGCCGGCGGCCGCCUCAGGAAGACGCUCGCCCGCCGCGGCGCCACCUGGGGCCUCCGUUCUCGCCCACUCGCCGUCGCUGCGGAUCCUGGAGAAGCGGCCGCGGCCAGGGAGCGGGGCGUCGCGGUUCCAACGAUUAACUGCUGAAGUACUGAUCGAGUUCUGCGUUUCUUCAAUGAGGAACUACAGGCUGAUCUUCUGCCAUAAUCUCAAACAGCCAUAAAUGACAAAAGAAUGCUUGCUCAGUGAGGGUAGCUGGUGCAGAAGCCAUUUUUUAAACUUAGGUGUUUAAGUACUCAAAGAAAAGACAGCUUUGAUUUCUGGCUGCAAAAAAGAUAUGAGGAAGAGCUCCUCCCCUUCCUUGAGUAACUGCAACUCCGUUCUUGCUAACAAAAUAUUUGGAAUUCCACUUGAUGAGCUGCAGCAGGGAGGACAUCCAGACAAUGAGGUUCCGUUCAUAGUCCGCCACGUCGUGGACUAUAUUGAGGAACAUGGAGGUCUGGAGCAACAAGGACUUUUUCAAGUCAAUGGAAAUGCUGAGACAGUGGAGUGGCUUCGGCAGAGAUACGACAGCGGAGAAGAGGUGGAUUUGGUUAAGGAAGCAGAUGUUCCCUCAGCUAUUAGUCUUCUUAGGUUUUUCCUUCAACAACUUCCUGAACCUGUUAUCCCAGGCAGUUUUCACAUUCAUUUGAUGCAACUUUCUCAAGAUGAUAAUAACGAAGAUGAAUUUGGAAGAAAGUUGAGGUUCCUCUUGCAACAACUUCCACCUGUUAAUUACAGUUUGUUAAAGUUUCUGUGUAGAUUUUUAGCCAAUGUAGCAUCACAUCAUGAAGAAAUUUGGUCUGCAAACUCUUUGGCUGCUGUUUUUGGUCCAGAUGUCUUCCACAUUUACACAGAUGUGGAAGAUCUGAAAGAACAAGAAAUAGUGAGCAGGAUCAUGGCUGGACUUCUGGAAAAUUAUUUUGAGUUUUUUGAGAAUGAAGAGGAAGAUUUUUCAUCUAAUGAUUUGAGUUCAAUUACUGAACAGCUUAAUGAAAUUUCAGAGGAGGAAGAGGAAGAUGAAAAGCUGGAACAUAUAGAAGAACUUCCGGAAGAAGGUGUGGAGAAAUCAAAAUCAAAUGACAUGCCAGAGGUGGUACAAUUGAGGAUGACUGAAAAAAUCCUGGAACCAAAUAGUGUUACAGCAUCAACAAGUGCCCACAUAUCUGCCAUCAACAUCUUACCAGCCUCUGCAGAAAUUUUAGAAAGAACAAUUAGAGCAGCUGUGGAACAGCACCUUUUUGAUCUGCAGAGCAGCAUAGAUCAUGACCUUAAGAAUUUACAACAGAAAAGUCUGGUUUGUGAUAAUGAAGCAGGAAGUAUUAAUUGUGAUGGGGAAUAUUCUAAUAACCAGGUUGAUAUUGCUGAUAUUACUGCCAGUGAAAGGAACAGAGAUUGUUCAGAACCUGUGGCUGGCACUAAUUUAGGAUCUGAAGUUAUGCAACAAGAUUUUGUAUUUGAGGAUGAAGAGAAUAAUCAGUCCUUAGGUAUACUGUUAGAGCCAUGUAGUGCCCAUGGAAAUAAUGAGGAUGGCUGUCUUGAGAGGAAUGAAUAUUUAUCAUUUGACAGUGAUAAAUUGUCUAACUUGAUGCUGGAUUCUUGUAGCAAGAUCUGUGAUUUGAAUGCCAACACUGAUUCAGAAGUGCCAGGAGGUUUAAGUGUUGGUUUUCAAGGGGAAGCAGCAUGUGUCCACAUCCCACUUUUAGAUCUGAAGAAUGUUUCUGAUGGUGAUAAAUGGGAAGCGUCAUGCCCUAUCACUUUUCCCCUCAUUGAUUUCAAAACAAUGCAUCUGCAGAGAGAUGGGGAGGAGCCAUUUCCUGCUUUUAAGUCUUGGCAGGAAGAUUCAGAGUCUGGAGAAGCUCAGCUGUCUCCACAGGCUGGAAGAAUGAACCAUCACCCCCUGGAAGAAGACUAUCCUCCAGUAUUAUCACAUCGUAGUUUAGAUUUUGGGCAAAGCCAGCGUUUCCUCCAUGACCCAGAAACAAUGGAGUCCUCAUCUAAAGCACUUUCUUUUGCUCGAAUUCGAAGAUCAUCCUUUAGUUCAAAAGAUGAAAAAAGAGAAGAUAGAACACCAUAUCAAUUGGUUAAGAAACUUCAGAAAAAAAUCAGACAAUUUGAGGAACAGUUUGAAAGGGAAAGGAAAAGCAAGCCCUCCUACAGUGACAUUGCAGCUAAUCCAAAGGUAUUAAAAUGGAUGACAGAGCUUACUAAACUCCGGAAGCAAAUUAAAGAUGCAAAACACAAAAGCUCUGAUGGCGAAUUUGUACCUCAGACACGUCCACGUAGCAACACUCUUCCAAAAAGCUUUGGCUCUUCCCUAGACCAUGAAGAUGAAGAAAACGAAGAUGAAUCCAGGAUCAUUCAGAAGGAGAAGAAGCCGUCUAAAGAAGCAACUCUUGAACUUAUUCUGAAAAGACUGAAAGAAAAACGUGUGGAGAGGUGUCUUCCAGAAGAUAUCAAGAAAAUGACUAAAGAUCAUUUGGUAGAAGAGAAAACUUCUCUCCAGAAAAGUCUUCUUUUCUAUGAAAGUCAACAUGGAAGGCCGGUGACCAGGGAAGAAAGGCAUAUUGUUAAACCUCUUUAUGAUAGAUACAGACUUGUAAAACAGAUGCUGACAAGAGCUAGCAUCACCCCUGUUCUUGGUUCUCCAUCUACCAAACGAAGGGGUCAGAUGUUGCAGCCAAUCAUAGAAGGAGAAACUGCACAUUUUUUUGAAGAAAUCAAGGAAGAAGAAGAAGAUGGUGUUAGUUUGGCCUCUGAGUUAACUGAUAUCUUAAAAACUGCUGUCCAGGCACAGUCUUCAUUUGAAAACUCAGAAUCUGAUGUUGAGGAAAAUCAAGAAAAACUGGCUCUGGAUCUCCGAUUGUCAAGUACUCGAGCUGCUUCUAUGCCUGAAUUACUGGAACAACUUUGGAAAGCCAGAGCUGAAAAAAAGAAGUUACGUAAAACAUUACGGGAAUUUGAAGAAGCAUUUUAUCAACAAAAUGGAAGGAAUGCUCAGAAAGAGGAUCGAGGUCCAGUGCUUGAGGAGUACAGGGAAUACAAGAAAAUUAAAGCCAAGCUUAGACUUCUUGAAGUUCUUAUCAGCAAACAAGAUUCUUCAAAAUCCAUAUAAAAUAUGCUCCUUGAAAACAUCCUAAAAUCAGUUGUAUUCCCUGAAGCUAUCAUCAUGUGUACUUGGCUGGUACUUGAGUUCAUUUUGUCAGGCACUCAGUCUCAUUUUGUACUUGGUUAUGGUGCCACUAGAGAAAUGAUGGGAGGGUAAGUAGACCCUCUCUGGGGAGUGUGAUGUUCCAUGUUAACCAGACUGUAUUCUCCACCUUAGGAAACAUGCAGGUUUCUUCAUUGUUUUGUACUACAGAUACAUCCUGUUAGCAGAAGACUAGUACUUUAUCCUUUCAACUUCAAGAACUUUGGAAAAACAAGCUUUUUGUUAAUACCAACUUUAUUUUUUGUUGUUCAUUACUGAAGAAAAUUGAGAGGAAGAUCUUCACAUUGACUUCUUCAGUUGCCUUUUUCUUACAGAAUGACUGAAAUUGAAAGAAAAGCCUAUAAGUGUGCACAUAUGCAAUUGUGUUUGUUUUCCUAGAAAACCAAAAUCAACUGAAAUUCAAGUCCUCUGUGGAACACCUUUCUAUAUAAUUCCCAAAGUAACACAUUCUCACCAGUAGUAUGUUUGCAGUUCAGUGGUCUCACCUCUCCUGGAUGAAGCUAACAGUGGGUAGACCAAAAGUGACCUUGCUGAUUAUUAGUCUAGUGAAAACACAUACCAUCACACACAGGACUGAAUCAUAUCACAUGCUGCCUCUGGGACUUCAGUUACUAUUUGCUUCCUCAGUUACUGUUUUAUCUGCAGGUGGUGUGUGAUUUGUCUGGAUCAGAUCCUGCAUCCCCCGCCUUCCCCCCAACCCAUUUCCAGAUAAUGUGAGAAAAUAGCCAUGUCAGUAUGUAGGAAUUUUGAUGGUGCUCAGAUUUUGUGUAUUCAGUUAAAUGGGUUUGAAUUGGCAAAAGAAUUAUUAUGCCUGAAGUAAAUCUCUUCUUAACAAGGGCUAUACCACUGCAUUUUUACUUGUAGCUUCAGGGGAUUGCAUUAUUUUUCUUAUUCAAUCAGCAGAAUCCAUACAGAAAACAUCCUCUAAAACAUCUUUUUUAGGGACCACCUUUUGCAAAGUCACAUGCUGUUUAAAGCAGGAGAUUGAGUAUAUGUGUAGUGGUAUGCCCUUUUCAUUGCCUUGAAACACAUUCUUUUUCCUCUGGCUUUGCACGGCUUUUCUACAGACAUUCUUCUAAUAUUCUGCUGAUAUUUUCACAGAUUGGUGACUUUACUUAUGCUAACAAUGUAACAGUCAUUAAUAGCAUAUUCUCUUCAGGCUAAUCUGUAAGUGUUAAUAUGUUUUUCCUGGUGCUUUUCUGGAUCGAUAAGUGUGUCUCAACUUUGACUGUGCCCAUGAUUUGCAUGCAAUGACUCAUGCAUGGUUUUCUUAACUAGCUAAUAUUAGCAGUUUGUUCUAUACAAAUGAACUACUGCAGCAUCCUUUAGUAAGGUGAGGGAAGCAUGAACCUCAGACUUCUGGCACUAUUAACAUAGUAAGCACAUGAAGUAGCUUGAUAAUAAGUAGCAUUUCUAGUACUUCACAUUUCACCUAUUGUGUGCAAUGCCUAUUUUGAGGGGAGGGAAUAUUCUUUAGUAUGAACUGUGUAGUUGGGGAAUUAAACAAAAAUAGUACUAAACACAGUUGUUUUCAUGUGGUUUCCUUUUAAUGUGGCUAAGUUACUCAAUGUGUACACCUACAAAAGUGAAAUUGAAAAUGCCAAAAGAUGUGUAAUUUUGAUCUGAAUCCAGCAUGCAGUGUACAUUUGAUUUCAGUCUCCAGAUAAAAGUAUAUCCAAACAUCUAAUUUAAUGUGCACUGUAUAUUGUUUUAUAUGAAUGUUUUAUUUUAUAUACCACAUGCAAAAAUGUCCAUAUGCACUAUUUAAAUGUUUUAAAUAAUAUAUUCCUUCUUUAUAAUUCUAAAUCUAUAAUGAGUACCAUAUUUUUAUAAGUCUGGCCUGUCUGGUAUCAUUUUAGAAUUAACAGCUGCUUCAUGAUGUUCUUUAUUCACUGUUAAUGUUUGGCUGCAAAUAGAGUAGAUGAAAGUGGCAUGGCAGCACUUAAUGCUAUGUGACAGUAUUUGUGUCAUAGUUCAGGUUGUAGAAUUAGGCAGUUUGUGAUAGAUUUACUUUGGUACAAUUAAAUGCUAUAUCUAUAUACAAAUAAUAUAUAGAUAUAUAUCACCACCCAUAUAAUUGCAUUGUCUUGCACUUGAUUGUAUAGACUUUUGUAAUAAAAGAACUUUAAUGUUCUAAGUCACUGUAAAUGUUUUUGUUGUCACUAGGUGUUUUAAAUAUAGACUUUUUUCAGGUAUCCCCUUGCUUUAAUGUUCUUAGAGUUUGUUUAAAUUGCCCCACCGGAAGCAUGCUGUGGGGAUAACAGGUUGCUAAGCCACAUGGGUGGUUAGGUAAGAGCGGCCAUAUUGUGCAUUCCCUUGUGGGAAAUAUAAGGAGAAGAUGCAAAGACAGUAGCCCGCAUUUCUUUAAUGCUGUGAAUUAUUCUAUUAAGGAAAUUUGGCAGCCAGACUCUGAGAGAAGAACUUGAACUGAGGAAGGUGGGUAGAUGUUUUUGUUCCUUUACUCAAAAUUCAAAAUUCAGAGACUGUUGAGCAUCAGUUGAGCAUCAGAAACUGAGUUUGUGGCCAAAAGAUGCUACUUGGGUUAAGCUCUUCUAGGAGGGUUUAUAUAACCAAAAAAAGAAUGGAAGAGUUUCCAAAAUGCUGCUUUGAACCAUCUAAACAGGGCCUUCAUAGCACCCUCACCUACACUUUCCAAAUAUAACAGGACUUCUCAUAACUUUGGUACUCCUACCUUACUCUCAUUUUAGAACAUGUUUUGCUUUUAAAGUAGUCAUGGAAAACUUUUGGAAAACUUAAAAUGUAUCUCUUUAGAAACUCUUGAAUUUACAGUUUGAAGAUAGCAAAUUUUCUGUAGAUGAUUGGGGAUUUCGUUCACUUUUUCUCAGGAAACUUCAAAUUGGUAAGGAUGGAGUUGAGAAUAUUACUUCAUUUGAUAUUGUAUAAUGGUUUUCCCCAGAAUCCUGUGCAUUUAUUAAUAUAUUUAUGGCCAGAGGAAAUCAGGACAUGGUAAAAUAAUGAGAAGAGCACCGACAGUCCUUACCCUCUGUGGAGCACUGAGUCUGUCUCUACUGCUACCCCAACUAUUAAUUAGAUACCUGUCCCAUGAACAAUAAGCAGCAUAUUUUUGUACUUUCCCCCUUUACAUUCCUAGAAUUGAAUAAUAAAUCUUGUUAUACAAUACCUUGUGUGUACCGGUGUGUGUAUACUAUGGAGGCAUGGAUUGUUUAGUGGGGCUCAUUCAGGAGCACUAAAUCCUGGAAAUCAUUUGGUAAUU
Messenger RNA from Sorex fumeus (smoky shrew), 6678 nucleotides. RefSeq names its product family with sequence similarity 13 member B (gene FAM13B). Gene Ontology annotation, biological process: signal transduction. Bases 531 to 3347 code for a protein of 938 amino acids. Lineage: Eukaryota; Metazoa; Chordata; Mammalia; Eulipotyphla; Soricidae. The transcript is spliced from 24 exons. The record is from RefSeq and is a predicted model, not a curated record.